AUGGAGUACUGUAUAGACCACAUCGUAUAUGAUGCAUCUUGGGAACAACAACAGCCAUGGUACUGCAAAAUGGUUAAAACUGGGAAGAAGAGAAAAUCACGUUCACAGUUAGGCGAAGAGAUGCAGCAACUAAGGUGCAGACUGGAGGAAGCACUCCAACGGCAACAGAGGUAUUCAGUGUCCCGUCCAUCCACAUUCCAGCCGGCAGAAUCAUCCUUGAAUCAGUAUAUCCUUCCGGCUGAUUUGGUUGGCAUCAAGCCACCCCUUGAGGAGUUUCUGGAGCAGUUGGCAGAAUUUGAAGGUCAACCCAAGCAGUUGAAAGUGAUCUCAAUAGUUGGCUUCUGUGGAUUGGGGAAGACCAUCCUUGCCCGGGAGUUGUACAACAGCGUGAUCGGCAAGCAAUUCGACGAAAGGGCAUGGGUUUCUGCAGUGCAUGGGGUACCAGCUUAG
This is a messenger RNA of Miscanthus lutarioriparius, 450 nucleotides long. The record is from the annotation of a GenBank genome assembly. Lineage: Eukaryota; Viridiplantae; Streptophyta; Magnoliopsida; Poales; Poaceae.